UUCAAAGACGCGGAGACUCUUUAAGUAGUGUCAAUAUUCAUGUACCUAUACCUACAACUCGCUACGAUUGACACUGACAAUAUCUAUUGACAUUUGACAGUUGACACUGAAAAGUGGCAAGUUUAUGCUUCAGGCAAGCCGUAAGGCACAGCUGACUAUUUAUUUGAAUUCUUUUAGGGAUAUCAAUCUAUUGAAUAUUUAUAUUUUCUAUUAUUUUUACUGUUAAGUAUAUUCCGUUGGUAAAAGAAGAAGUGAGAUCUUAUUUAAGGCAUUUUUGUUGUCAAUCUAUUAAAUUCUUUUUUACAGUGAAAGUUAUAAGUUGGUUUAUUGUUAUUUAUUGGUUGAAGUCAAGUCUUCAAAACUCUUUUGUAGGCUUCGGCGUCUAUAACCGGCGUUUAAGUAUAAUAGAAUGACCGAAAGAGAUUACGCCCCGUUAAGCAAUGCCUGUGUACGUGGACUUUGCGAUAAAAUUUAUGAAAAGAGAAAAUUUGCAGCAGUUGAGAUUGAAAAAAUGGUUAAGGAUUUUAGUGAUGCAAACAAUAGCAACCAAAUAAAGCGAUUGAUACGAGUACUUGGACAGGAUCUCAUGUCCUCUACAAAUCCUAAUGUCAAAAAUGGUGCCCUUCUGGGACUCUCAUCAGUAGCAGUGGCGUUAGGGAAGGGUUCAGUUGAAUACAUAGACGAACUGACACAUCCAAUAAUGGCUUGUCUCAGUGAGAGUGAGGCUAGAGUGCGCUACAUGGCCACGGAGGCGCUGUUUAAUGUCUUGAAAAUCGGGAGAGCCGCUGCUCUACCUAACUUUCCCAUUAUAUUUGACGCCCUGGCAAAACUGGCUGCUGAUCCCGAACCUCAAGUCAAGCAGGGGGCGGAGUUACUGGAUCGACUUGUGAAGGACAUCGUGACGGAGAGCGAGCAGUUCGACGUGGCGGCGUGCGUGCCGCUGCUGCGCGAGCGCCUGUACAGCCGCGGCGGCAGCGCGCGCCAGUUCGUGGUGUCGUGGGUGUGCGCUCUGGACGCGGCGCCGGCGCUGGGGCUGCGGCGCCACCUGCCGCACCUGCUGGACCCGCUGCUCACCAUCCUGGACGACCCGCACCCGGAGCUCCGCCGCAUGUGUGAAGUACAGUUGAACGAGUUUCUUCGAAGUAUAAAAAAGUCUCCGUCGCAAGUAGACUUCCAGGCGAUGAUCAACAUCCUCAUAACUCACGCUCAGUCCACCGAGGAGCUGCUUCAGUCGAGUGGGUGUGGUCGGUGCGUGUUGCAGCUGACGGCCAUCACGUGGAUGAAGGAGUUCCUGGCGCUCGCGGGCGCGCGCCUGCUGCCCUUCGCGUCGGGCAUCCUGCGGGCCGUGCUACCGUGUCUGGCGCACGCCGACGACUCCCGCAGGAAGAUUCGUGAAAUAGCGGCCACAGUUAACCUGCAGCUGACGAAGUUGAUCGGCUCCGACGUCACAGAAACUGCAGAUCUCAUCGAUCCCGCACACACUACACAAUCCGAACAAGAGAAUAACGAUAAGGACGCUUCGCCUCAAAACCAAAAGGAUACCGAGGGUGAUGCGGUCAUCCGUUCUACUGCGAGUGACAGUGGAGCCGAAGACGACAAGUUGAACCUAGCAGCAGUAGUGGAGGUGCUGACCCAGAUGUUGCUGCACAACUCUGUGCACACCAAAGUGGCGGCAUUGGACUGGAUCCUGCAUCUGUACAACAAGGUGCCCGGUGAGAUGUACCCGCUGACGGACGCGGUGUUCAGCCGGGCGAUGGGCGCGCUGUCGGACGGCACCGACGAGGUGGUGCUGGGAGCCAUCGCCGUGUUGGCCGAGAUCUGCUCGUGUCCCGCGGACGACGCCGCGGCCGCCGCGACCGCCGCGACCGACCGCGACCACGAUGAGCUGGAAUCAAACCCGUACUACUACAAGUUCCUGAAGGCGUUGCUGCGGCUGCUCGCGGCGGACGAUGCGCUGCUGGAGGACAGAGGCGCUUUCAUUAUCAGGGAGCUGUGUGUAGUGCUUCCGCCCGAGGCCGUGCUGCGCGCGCUGGCCCGCACGCUGGCGGGCGAGCGCGACGUGCGCUUCGCGGCGCGCCUCGUGGACGUGCUGUCGGCGCUGCUGUUGACGGCGCCCGAGCUGCACGCCACGCGCCGCCGUCUGCGCGCCUUCGACUCGCAGGGCACGCACGCGCUCUUCAAGUCGCUGUACUGGAGCUGGUGCCACAGCCCGGUAGCGCUCGUGGCGCUCUGUCUGCUCACCCACAACUACACGCACUGCAACAAACUCAUCGCCACAUUUGGUGAUUUAGAAAUUACAGUCGAUUUUCUGACAGAGGUCGAUAAGUUGGUUCAACUCAUCGAGUCACCAAUUUUCGCAUACCUGCGGCUGGAGCUGCUGUCGGGCGCGGAGAGCGCGGCGCUGCGAGGUGCGCUGUUCGGGCUGCUGAUGCUGCUGCCGCAGAGCUCGGCCUUCCACGCGCUGCGCCACCGCCUGCGAGCUGCGCCGCGGGACGCGCCGUGUCUGAUCCGAGGUCCACGGGUCUUGCUGAAUUUCGUCAAGCACAAUGUCUUGAGUAUUGAUAUUCGCUAGUCUUCCGGAGGUCGUACCACCAAUGCCACUGCCAGGUAUUCUGCCUUCCGAAUAACAUCAGUGGACUCUCACGUAUCCACGGUAAUCUGGAUGAUGCAUGCGCAUUAGGAUAUCUUUCUCUAUAAAGGGCUGCAGCAGCACUUGCGUUGCUCCUCCACUCACCAUAGAUGAAGUGCAUGUUGGCGUAUUCUUGUGCCGUAUAUUGAAUCCGAGGCAUUUUGAUUCACUGAAUCAGUCCAAAUACAAGCCAAGUCGUCGUAAAAUCAGCAAACAAAGUCCAAAUCAGUAAGCAAAACGAGUAGUCCAAUAAAUAGCCAGAAAUCGUCGUUAUAACACUGAUUCAAACUCACUCAGAAAUGCGAAAGGAAUGCACACAUGCGAUACCGAACAAGUCAAGAGACGCACUAAAUAACUAAACUAAGUAAAUGUCUUUGCUAUGUAUCUGAAACCGAUCCGAUAAUGACCAAACCGGUGUACCGAGCAAAAAAAGUCUUUUCUCUCACUCGCUCAUACGUUGGCGUACGGCAUGUUGCUCUUAAAUAUUUCUUUAAGCUUCCAGUACUAAUUCCAUAUUCACUGGGCUCUGCUCAAUCUCUUGCCUGUCGAAACUUAUUUGCUUGCCUAGGUAAUUGUAUUUAUCAGUGUAUUUGAAGAGGCUCGCUGUCGACGUAUAUUUGUACCUUGGUGUUGUUUGUCAUAACCAUACUUUUAUCUCUUGUCUUGACAAAUAUCUUUUGUAGUCUCUCUAUUCUAUCGACAUGCACUUUAUAGAAUGGAUGCCAAACAGUACAAGUACACAAAUUCUAAAUUGCUACGUACGUAGCUAUGAUAAAGCAACUUAUAAGUGAAGAUAUCCUUGAAAG
Molecule: messenger RNA, 3435 nt
Organism: Leptidea sinapis
Lineage: Eukaryota; Metazoa; Arthropoda; Insecta; Lepidoptera; Pieridae
Product: protein VAC14 homolog
Exons: 14
Coding region: 410-2572 (720 amino acids)
Biological process (GO): positive regulation of kinase activity; phosphatidylinositol biosynthetic process
Cellular component (GO): endosome membrane; PAS complex
Source: RefSeq, a predicted model, not a curated record